Messenger RNA from Striga asiatica, 348 nucleotides. The record is from the annotation of a GenBank genome assembly. Lineage: Eukaryota; Viridiplantae; Streptophyta; Magnoliopsida; Lamiales; Orobanchaceae.
AUGGAUAUCGGAUCCACGUCAUACAAUUUCUCCGGUUAUUACGGCGGGAUGCAAGACCUGAGAAGCUACAGCGCCUCCGACGCUUCUUCCUACCCGGCCGCUGGGCAGAACGGCGGGCCAGCGGCGGCGCCCGGCGGCGUCGGGGAGCGAUGGGAGUUCCAGAAGGGGAAUUCAGUAAACGGCGUCGUUUCGAAGAGCUGGAGCUUGAACGAUCCCGAGCUGCAGAGGAAAAAGAGGGUCGCAGGUUACAAGGCGUACACAGUGGAAGGCAAGAUGAAGGGCUCAAUUAAGAAGAGCUUCAAGUGGCUUAGGGAGAGGUACACCCUCUUGGUCCAUGGCCACAUCUGA